AUGCUUGGAGUUAAAUUAACACUGAAAGCAUUUGAUAAAAAAAUCUCAGAAGAAAUUUUACUUUCAGGCGACUGUACGAAUGCCACAGAAUCGGAGAAACAUGAAACUGCAUGCGUUAAAGAAGAUGACGUAUCCGAUGAUGGUUUAACAGUACUGUCCAUACAAAGACACAGGGGUUUCUCCGCCAAGGAAAGGAGGAAAAUCAUUAGAAAGAACGUCAUUCAAAUUCUGCAGAAUUCAACCCUGACGCCCUUCAGAUGGCUGAGGAAAUUCUACAGAUGCUUCUUCUGUCGGGAAAUUUUCAAAACACCUAACGAAUGGAGAUUACAUCAGUCACUGCAUAACUUUACUAAGGAACUGCACGUCGCCGUAAAUAGUUAUUGGGAGUCUGUUGUCUAUGUGGAUGUUUCGAAUAUUGCUUGUAAAUUGUGCACCGAUGCAAUAACGGAUUUAAACGAAUUGAUAGAUCAUCUAGUAAACAAACACGGUAUUAAAUUCAACGAAGCAAUCGGUAGAUGCAUGAGCGCGUUCAAAUUGGACGAUAAUUUCGUCUAUUGCCUUUGCUGUGAUAAGAAAUUUUACACGUUUAGUCACGUUCUAGUGCACACAAAUAAGGACCAUAAGGGUGGCAAUGAUGUGCUCUGUGACAUCUGCGGGCAGUAUUACAGAAGCUUGAUCUAUCUGCGCUAUCACAUCCGAUCGGAACACAGUGACGGCGUUAAAUGCAGACAGUGCGGUAUCCUACUCCGAUAUACAAAACUAAGAACGCAUAUGCAGAACGUGCAUGGGAAAAAAUACAAGUGUUUUAAUUGCCUGGAGAUGUUCGAGACGCAGUACAAAAGAGCACAGCAUACAAUGAACGUGCAUGGUGAUAGGAAGGUGAUCAGUUGUCAAUACUGUGCCAAGACGUUCGUGUACAAAAGUACGAUGUUGCGGCACGUGAAGGAGUCGCAUCUGCGAGAGAGGAACACGCAGUGCAAUAUAUGCGGCUGGAAGUCGUUCGCAGUGUACGCGUUACAGCGGCAUAUGAUAAAACAUAGUACAGUUAGGAGCGUGAAGUGCCCUUCAUGUGACAAAACGUUUAAAACCAACAAAACUAUGAAACAGCAUUGCAUUAAUAUUCACCAGAAAUCAUGA
Molecule: messenger RNA, 1137 nt
Organism: Parnassius apollo (apollo)
Lineage: Eukaryota; Metazoa; Arthropoda; Insecta; Lepidoptera; Papilionidae
Source: the annotation of a GenBank genome assembly